This is a messenger RNA of Closterium sp. NIES-65, 6567 nucleotides long. Lineage: Eukaryota; Viridiplantae; Streptophyta; Zygnematophyceae; Desmidiales; Closteriaceae. The record is from the annotation of a GenBank genome assembly.
AUGGCGCACACUGUCGAGUCGCCGGUCGGCGCUCGCGCAUCGCACCAUUUUUCGCCACGAGAAUCGCCGCGAAAGCAGCUUCACUGCGCUGCGGCGGAAGGCCCUGGCGGACAGCGCGCCGAGCCUUACGGUCCUCACCCUUCGCCGCGCUCGUCCGGCGGAACCGCCGCGGUUCACGGCGCACCGAAGAGCCGAUCCGACCCUGACUUCGCCGCUGUUGACACGCGCCCCGUGCUCCACGCGCCGCAGAGGCAGCUCUCAAGCGACCUGGGGGCGAGAGGGCCGGCGAGGACGCUGAGCGGUCAGAUCCGGCGCGCGCCAGAUGAUGAUGAUGACGUGGGCAAGCCGUUCGUGACGCGCAAUCACCACGCGUCGCCCGUUGAUCACAGCCGUCAGCGUUGCGACGGGCGCGGCCCCGCUGUGUCGGGUGGGAGCUACGAUGACUUCCCAGCGUGCUCAACCGUGGGAAGGGGAGAAAGGGCGGAAAGAGUGGAAAGGGGACGACGGAGAGCUGCGGCGCAAGCCUGCUCCCCGUUCGACCCCUCCUCGUCCCCCACAUCCCCUUCCGCCGCCUCCCCCCGCUUCCCCUGCUCCAUCCCCUCGCCUCGGCACAACCCGGUGACAUCGCCUGCUGCCUAUCAGCAAUCACCACGUCAGCUACCAGCAUCAAGCUCUGUGGGCUGCGAUUCGCCUGGGCAGCGUGCUAGAGGGCAGAGGAGAAGCGGCGACGGCCGAGUCAGGCGCAGCCAGCAGCUCAGUCCCUUCGACUCGUGGGACGACAGCGAGCCGAUCUACGACGAUGGCGACCCAAUGCUGCAAAGUUCACCUUCCCCUCGGUCACAGAGGGGUUUCUCCAGCCGCCAGCAUGCAGCGUUCCAGUCAGACUCGGAGGAGGAAGAGGACUGCCGUGACGCUAACGGCGAUGAAACUCGCCGUCCCCUGUCUCGGUGGCGCUCUCACUCUCUCGCGGAAGAUCCAAUUGAGGAGAAUACAGCUGCGCGCCGCGUGCACACUCUAGACCGCCGCCCUGCGCCGUCGCAGUCGCUCCCUGACUGCCGCCUCCCCCGGCGCUCAUGUGACGAGCGCAGCAUGCGACACACAUGCAGGGGUUCGCAUGGCGGUGCGUGCGUGGACGUGCAGAGAGCAGGGGAGGUGGGAGAGAAUGCAGGGUGGGUGGAUAAGGACUCCUUGGAGGGUGAAGGGGAGGACGUGGAGGCAGUGAGAGAGAGGCAGAGGAAUGUGGAGGAGGCUGGUAUGGAGCGGAGAGGGAAUGAGAGGCAUGGCCCAACACUGAAGAAAAUGCAGGGUGGGCUGGACCUGUACCAAUCCCGAGAGGCACUUAGACCGAAGCCGCCGUCCCCCGACUCCCCCCUCCGCCUGCGCCCCGGGUCAGGCUCGCUGGAAUCCCCCGCUAGCGCGCCCUCACCCUCGGGCCCUUCCGCUGCGCCUCGGGAAUUCCGCGACCCGAGCGACGCGUAUCCAGCCGUUCAUUCUCGGUCUACGAGCGAUGGCCUCGACCAGUCGGAGUUACGUCGCGCAUCGCGCCGCAACCCGCGUGUUUUUAACAGCGCCUCGACGCUGCCGGCCGAGCGUCAUCAGCAGGCGUCUCGCCGGUUAACUAUGCCGCCGAGCUGGCCUGCUGCUAUUGGUCGAGCAGCAGCGCCUGCACGCGGCGGGGGCAGCGCUGACGUGGCGUCCGCAGGCGCGUUGCGCCACGCGUUCGGGAGCGUGACUAAGCUGGACGCCCUCCCGGAAGCCGGGAAUCGCCGAGAGGCAUCAAGAGCGACUGACUCUGGCGCGGAAACGCGCACUUAUGUGCGGAGAGCUCAGAGCGGAGGAGUGACGGAAAGGGCGGCGGAGGAAGCGCGGGUUUACGCGGAAGCUGUUGCGCCCAUCGGCGCAGGAUGCAGGGAAGCAGCCGCUAGGCAGGCCGUGGGGCGGGGGUUCCCCGCACGUAGGAUAGGUCCCGGUGCAGCUGGGGAGGCUAUUUGGACUGCGCCUGGUGCGCCUGGGAUAGGCAGGGGAGAGGGUGCGCGGAAUGGAGCUGCGAGUGGGGAACGCGCGGGGAACGGAAGCAGCGCUGGGGAAGGGGAUUGGCGGAGAGGUUUGAGCGGAAGUGGGGGAUACGUGAGCGGGACAGGGAGUUUCCAGGAGAGGCGGAACGGGCUAAGCGCGCCGAGGGUUAUGGGACCCGUCGUCGUGUGGUGCGAGACAAUGGGGGUGAAAUGGGAGAAACCGUGGGCAUGGGGAUCGUGGGGGGGGGCAGCAACGGUUAUGGGGAGGGGGAGGGUAUUUUUGUAUAGGGGCAUGGGGGGAGGUAGCUGGAAGGAGCAAGCAGUGCGGCGAAAUGGAAUGAGCGGUGGUCUGGGCGGCAUAGGUGGUGUGGCUGGCGUGGGUCGCAUGGGCGGCAUGGCCAGCAUGGGCGGCAGUCAGAGGGAAAGGCUAACUGAUGGGCAGGUGGGGGAAUGGUUGGAACAGGCACACGAGCCAGUAACGCAGCAGACUGUAACGAGGAUGAGUCAAUCGAAUCCCUCCGGGCGGCAACAGGAGAGACCCCUCUUCGAUCCCCACGGCAGGCCUCAGCUCGCCUCUCAGCAGCGCUGCUCACUUCAGAGAUUGGACCCAUUGCUGGUGCCAGCUCAGCGUGUCAGCCUUCCAGGUCAGCAGCGCUGUAUGCCAGGUCAGCAGCGCAGUAUGCCAGGUCAGCAGAGCAGUAUGCCAGCUCAGCAGAGUGCAGCUGUGGCUCGUAACCUGCAGCACAGAGCCUCGUGCCCUCCUCACAGCCUUGAGGGUGCCGCUAUCAUCUUCCAACACAAUCAGCAGCACAGCCAGCCAAGAGGUCCCGCCUCCCACCCUCUCAAUGCUGCUGCCACUCCUGCUUCGAUCUCUGUUGCUGCAGCACUGGGCCCACACACUAGCUGCGCCCACACCGCCCCGUUAGCAUCAAGCCGUGAGCAGCGUUGGCAGGGGGAGGGAGCGGCAAGCACAGGCCGUGGCAGCAGUAAGUCCGCCUCGUUCCCCCUCAAUGCUGCUGCUGGCAGCGCUGCGAGUACUGGAGGGGCGGCAAGCUCUGGUGGUGGCGGGAGCAGUAAGUCCGCCUUAUUCCCCCUCAAUGCUGCUGCUUCUGCCAUGGCUACACCUACUGGAGGAGCGGCAAGCACAGGCCGUGGCAGCAGCAAGUCCGCCUCUUUCCCUCUGAACGCUGCUGCUGCUGCCACUCCAUCGACUGGCGUGCCGGCAGGCGCUGGUACGUGCGGGGGCAGCAAGGCCGCCUCGUUGCCCCUCAAUGCUGCUGCUGCCACCGCUGCACCUGCUGGCGGGGCGGCAGGCAUCUGCAUUGGUGGGCGCGGGGGCAGCAGCGAGUGCGCGUCUCUGCACCGCCGCGUGCACACCUUCCCCCUCCCCACCGCCUCUCCUCUCACCCGCAUCUCUCCUCCUCGUCCCGCUCCUCCUCCUCCUCCUGCUGCUGCUCCUGCUGGUGUGGCUUCUGCUGCUGCUGGUCCCACUGUGGUGUCACUGCCUACUCGUACGGCUGGCGCUGCUGCUGCGGCCUGUGCUGCGGGCAGCAGGAGUAGCGCCAGCAUGCACCGUUGCGAGCAUGCAUGCGAGCAUGGGCGUGGUGGCGUUGGUGGUGCUGGCAGCAUGAGGGAACGGGUGAGCACAUGGGGAGCAGGGAGCACGUUAGGAGCACUGAGUCGGGCCCCAGCCAGAUGGCACUCGUGGGGGGGUGCCACGGCUGGUGCUCUCGCCACUGCACCCAGCAGCACCAGCCGUGCGCCCAGCAGCAAGCCCAGGCCAGCACACCAUCUCUCCCACCCAACCUCCUCUUCCUCCGCUGCCUCCCACAUCCCAUCCCACACCAAGCCUCAGACGCAGGCUCGGGCCGCACCAGCAGUCCAGCUCCGGUCCCUUGCCGAGCCACCACCACACCACCUGACCAACGCACAGCGGCUCUAUGAGUCUCUGCCCUUACAGCAGCGACAGUUACGUGUUCAGUCUAUCACUCCCCUCCGCCUCACACCGCUUUCCCUGCACGAAACCUCCUCCUCCUCCUCGCCCCGUCUCACCGCCUCUCAGCAUUCCCCAGCCUCCUUGCCCGCAGCUCCUUCCCCCCGGUUCCCUCCCUCCCAACACUCACCCAACUCAUCCUCAUCCUUCUCCUCCCCCCGCUCGCUCCCCCCACACCCCUCCCCUCGUUUUCUCGCCCCGCAAACCUCCCCUCGCUCUCUGCCCCCACAGCCCUCCCCCCGCUCCCUCACCCGCGGACCCACCUUCCCCGCCCCCAUGCCGGCCCCCACGGCUCGCUUCGUGCCCGCCCAUGGAUCCUCUCUGCACCGUGACUCGCUCCUCCACGCCGCUGCCGCUGCUGCCCUCUCCGUGCCUGCCCCUGCUGCCCCUGCUGCUGCUACUUGUGCUCGCGCUGCUGCUCGCAGCACUGUUCACAUACAAGCUCACUCUCGUGCACAAACCAACACACAAUCCCUUGCCUCCAAUGCACAGCGCACUCCACAGCGCAAUGCACAAUCAGAUACUCCCAACGCGCUAUCUCAAGCACGUGCCCAUGCACACAUGCCUGUCAGCAUGGCGCAUGCUACACGCGCAAGGCCUGUGCCACCCAGAACGCAUGUGCAAACAACAGACGCCGUACCACCGCCUGUCGGUCAUGCAAGCCGCAAUAUGGCAAUCCCCAGCUGUGCUCCUUGUAAUAUGAAUGUUAAUGGCCAACCAAUGGUGCGCAGUGGUGACUCAGCAGUAGGUGCAAGGGCGAAUGGAAAGCUUGCUGCAGGAAGGGGGAGAGGUGUGGGGGGGAUUGCGGGGGGAGGUAUGCAAGGAAGUGCAGGGGGAGGUUCGGUGGGGUUUGCAAGGGGAGGUGUGGGGGGAGGUGUGGGGAGAGGUAUGAGGGGAGGUGUGGGGAGAGGUGUAGGGAGAGGUGUGGGGAGAGGUGUGGGGGAUGGAGGAGCACGUUACAGAGCUCCAGAAGGAGGGGCGGGGAGCAGAGCAGGUUGUAUGGGGAGGGAUGUGAUGCACAGUCAGGGCGGGGGGACCAGUGGGGGGAGUGUCACUGGGGAUGGCACGAUGCGGGGAGAGAGAGGGGCGCAUGGGGGAGUGCAGGAGGUAGAGAGGGGAGAGGAGGAGGAGAGGGAGGAGGAGGAGGAAGGGGAGGGCGAGGAGGAAGAGGAGGUGGUUGUGAGAAGGCUAGUUCACCUGGACAGUGUGUCCCUUUGCAAGAGGAGGACGGGGGGGGAGACGCAGGGGAGGCAGGAGAAAGAGGAGGAGGAAGAUGAGGAGGAAGAGGAGGAGGAGGAGGAGGAGGAGGAGGAGGAGGAAGAAGAGGAUGACACGGGGAGUGUGGUGGUUCGGAUUUUCCCCCAUUCGGAUAGCAUUUCUGUGCAGAAGUGUCAGCGGAUAAGGGAUGAUGAAGAAUGGGAGGAGGAAGAUGAUGAGGAGGGGGAGGAGAGAGAGGAGGGAGAGGUGCGUGUGUUUCCACACGCCAAUAGCGUUGCUGUCCACAAAUUCAGGCAGAUAUGGGAGGGGGAAGGGGAAGAGGAGUCAGAGGAAGAGAAAGAGGAGGUGAAAGAGGAGAAACAGGAGGAGGAAUCAGGGGAAGAUAGGGCUGAGGAGACAGAGGAAGAAGGAGAGGUGCGCGUGUUUCCACAUGCCAAUAGUGUUGCUGUGCAGAAGUACAGGCAGAUAUGGGGGGAGGAAGGGGAGGAAGAGGGGGAAGUGGAGGAGAAAGAGGAGGAAGACUUGGGAGAGGAAGAAGCAGAGGUGCGUGUGUUUCCGCAUGCCAAUAGCGUUGCUGUGCACAAAUUCAGGCAGAUAUGGGAGGAGGAGGAGGGGAAAGUGAAGGAGGAAGAGGAUGAGACAGAGGAGAAAGAGGAGGAGGAGGAAUCGGAAGAAGAAAGGGCCGAGGAGGCAGAAGAGGAAGCAGAGGUGCGUGUGUUCCCACAUGCCAAUAGUGUUGCUGUGCACAGAUACAGACAGAUCUGGGAGGAGGAGGACCAGGAUGGGGAAGCGGAGGAGACAGAGGAGAAGUAUGAGGAGAAGGAGGAAGAGGGGGAGGUGCGUGUGUUCCCACAUGCCAAUAGUGUUGCUGUGCACAGGUAUAGGCAGAUAUGGGAGGAGGAUGAGGAGGAGGAAGAGGUGGAGAAUGAAGAAGAGGAAGAAGAGGGUGCAGAGGACACGCCAAAGGUUCGCGUGUUUCCCCAUUCAAACAGCCUAGCUAUUGCGAGGCAGCGGAAUGGGCUGGGGGAUAGAGGGAGAGAGGAGGUGGAGGAAGGGGAUGAAGAGAAGGAAGAGGAGGAAGAAGAGGACGAGGAGGACGAGGAGGAGGACGUGGGGACACCGGAAGAAGCAAGGGUUCGUGUGUUCCCACAUUCAAACAGUCUAUCUGUUGCGAGGCAGACGAAUACAGAUAGAGAUGGGGUAGAUGAAGUGGAGGAAGCGGAGGACGAGGAAGACGACGAGGAGGAGGAAGAGGAAGAUGAAGAGGAUGCCAAUGUGCGUGUCUUCCCCCAUGCCAACAGUGUAGCUGUGCGCAAGUACAAGGAGAUAUGGGAGAGUUGA